Messenger RNA from Encephalitozoon romaleae SJ-2008, 1002 nucleotides. RefSeq lists its product as hypothetical. The record is from RefSeq and is a predicted model, not a curated record. Lineage: Eukaryota; Fungi; Microsporidia; Unikaryonidae. Bases 1 to 1002 code for a protein of 333 amino acids. The transcript has a single exon.
AUGUGGGGUGAGAAGAAAUUCCACAGCGAACGGAAUGGGGAGGGAAAACAUUUGAACUACGGAGAAAUUGAGAGGAAGCGUAGGGAAAAGGUCGACGAACUAGCAUACAGACUUUUAGUGGAGAGGGAAAAGGCAAACCAGAGUAUUGAAGAGGAGCUUCAAAGGCUUCUUGAUCAAGAGAAUGAUUCUGCAGAAACGGAGAAUAUUUCUAUGGAAGAGGCGAUUGAAGAAAGACACAAGGAUGCUCCUGUUACCUCCACCUUUUCUAGAUCUAGUGAAGAGUUACAAAAGACUACCAAUGAAAUACAGUCCUCAUGCCCCACAAAUGUGCCCUUUACUGAAGAGUUUAUUUCAAGAUUUAUUCUUAGCAAAGCUUAUGUAUUGAUAGAGGAAAAGAUUUGGAGAGAAAAACUUAUUAUGCCAAAAACUGCACAAAUGCAGGCGAAAAUCCAGAUCAAUAAAAGGAUGACUCAGGUUAGUGGAAAGGCUGGGCAAGUUGAUAAAAUAUUCAAUGUUCUUAAGGAAUAUUCUCAUUCUUAUGUAUUUGUAGAGACAUUUACAUUAAAGAUAAUCGAGCAGGGGAGGUUACAGGUGAGCUCGUGCCCUGGAUCAUACAGAGAAUUUGCAGAGCUGUUCUGUAUGUUUUACUCUUCUGAGUUGAUGGAGUACUUCCGAGUUAUUUUGUUUACUAGGGAGGCCUCUGUAAGCACGAUCAAAGGGAUCUACAGCAUUUAUUUUGGUGUUCUUGAGAUUCAGAAUAAUGCUGAUGAAGCAUGGUUUUUUAUUGCAUCUGUGCUGAACUCGAGGCAGAACAAAUUGUCAUGUUAUGUUGUAGAAUGUUUUUUUUCGAUACUUGGAGGUUUACUAUUUAGAGAAUGUCGAGGGCCUUUCUUCAAACUUAUAGAAUAUGUCAAAAGGUAUUACUUCAAAGAGAUGGAUAACGAGCCAUGCAAGACAAGAAUAUCCUCGAUAUUUGGGAUGUAUGGAGUACAAUGCGAUUGA